AUGAAGGUUCUCUUAUGUCUCGCAGCUUUGCUGUUGUUGGCGGCAGCCAUACCUCCCCCCAACUCAACUGAAAACCCCUUGGGAGGCCGCCAGAUCACAGAUCCAAAUGUUCUGGCGGAGCUUCAAGCCCGACACGAGCACAUACUCGCCAUGUUGAAGGACGGCGAAAGAGUUUCUGUGCCUGUCGAUGAACUCACCAACUAUAUGCAGGGCUCAUUACGGAGGCGCGUACUUCCGUUUGUCGUCCCUGCCAUCCUUGGUCUAGAAAUCGCCUUCGAAGCUGGCCGCGCCGGCACAGACAUCAUAGGAGGCCUAUUUGCAAACCUGUUGAGCGUCUUUACGAAAGAUGAGUACAAUAUUUGGACAAGCACCGACCACUGUCGCACGUAUUUCCAGACACAUAGCGGCAGCGAGGGACUCUUCCAAACCUGGGCGCGUGAUUCCCAGAAUCCCGACACCAAUGACAACAUGUACAUAGCUUGGAUUAACCCACAGACCACCGCACCGCCCAUCUACUACUUCGAAAACGACUUUCUUGGCAAAUACAGUGUCCAGUUUACUGCAACAGAUCAGGUUGCCUGGAGCGGCAUUAAUGAUACUGAAAAGUGCCCCUUUGAGGGUAUAUGCAACCCUCAGUACAUCUUCUACCACAAUGGAUAUAGCAUCAUCCUCAAUACAUGGCAGUCUCAGGGAUAUAUUAGCGCGUGCCAGUAUUCACAUGGCGGGGACUGCAGAGGCCUGUGUUCCUCCGGUGUAAGGGACCAGUUCUCGCAGAACGGUGUCGUCUGGGGCGGCAACUGUGCCCUUCCCUGCAAGACGGACGGCGGCGAUGGCUACACAGUCCAACCCGAUCCACCAAAACCACCAAAACCAAGUGCCAAAGUGAUGGUGGUAGGAGAUUCGAUCUCGCAUGGGAUGGAGGCCGACUGGACCUGGCGCUGGCGUAUCUUUGCCUGGUUACAGGAUAAUCUGGGCUACGAUGUCAGUUUCGUCGGGCCUUGGUUUGGCACACAUGGGCCGGGUCUGCCCCAAGCCGCCCUGCCGCAGCCACCCCUUUUCCCGGGAGAAACUGCUCCGGAAAUUAAAGAAGUGACCGGUCUCUACGCUGACGGGGUGCCGGGCUUCUUCGGCGGUUCCCAUCAUGCUUCGUGGUGGGGCCGGCAGGUGGCGCAGUCGAAGGAUACCAUCAAAGCCUGGGUCAAGGAGCACCAGCCAGAUUAUCUCUUUGUCCUUCUCGGGUUCAAUGACCUGGGUUGGUUUGUGAGCGGCCCUGAAGAUCUUGUCGGCAACAUGGGGGCACUAGUGGAGAACGCGCGCGAGGGCAAGCCAGACGUUAAGAUCCUUUUGGGCAACGUGGUGCACCGCUCAUUCAUCAAAGGCCGCCAGGACCUUGUCGACAAGACGAACACGUACAACAAGCUGCUGCGCGACAGGUACCCAAGCUGGUUCCGAUACGAGUCUCCCAUCGCCUACGUCGACGUCAACGCUAACUAUAACUGCCGCCCUGAGGGUUGUCCUGACGGCUACGAUGGACUGCAUCCUAAUUCGAUGGGCGAGUACCAUAUCGCGCAGGCUUUUGCCCGCAGCCUUAAGGCCGACUUUGGAUUUCAAGGUCCGGACUUCGUGGUUCCGGCCAACCCGGAGCCGAGGGUCGUCAGCACGCCAACCGGUGUGCAAACUUUCUCAUUCCCAGAGGGCUUGCAGACGGUUUGGAAUAGGGUUCCAACCGCCCGAGGCUAUGACAUACGCUCUCGAGUCCAGGGGAUGACGAGUUGGUGGUCUGAGGGCCAGGUCUUCCCUGACACUAUUGCCAGCUGGAGCACAUGGCUGCUAGACGGGCAGACGUGGGAGUUCCAGGUCCGCACCCGAGGUGACAACGGCGAUGUGUCCGGCUGGUCGGAGAUCACUAAGGCUACGACUCACCUGCAGACGUCUCCGGGGCCCCCAAACAUCGUGGCAGUGCCGUCGGGGGCCGACGGCAUCCAGCUUUCCUGGGGACCCGUUACGGGGUACAGUGUCAACCGGUACGGAGUGAUCGUGUGGGACAGGGACACUGAGGGGGCUUUCAUCGAGAUACACGCCGCAUCGGGGACGAGUCUGUUUGUCGGUGGGUUGAAACCCGGGCACCGCUACGCAACUUGGGUGGCUACCUACGUCAAUCUGAAGAGCAGCGUGACAGGGCAGCCCUACGCUGCGGGAGGCUUGCCGGCGGCGGGUCUCGAGGUCAUCGUCGGCGCAGGAGCGCCCGCGCCGCCCACGAACCUGGCCGUUACCAACGUUGACCCCACCACCGUCCAACUCCGCUGGACCGCCUCGGCCGGCGCCUCGGGAUACGCGGUCUAUGUCCGGAGCGUGCGGGACAACAAGUUCAACCCGGGCGCCAAGACAACUGCGACGACGUACGGUGUGGCUUUCCUAUUCCCUGGGACGUGGAACUACGAGUUCUGCGUCUCGGCGUUUAAUGGGAACCUCGAGACCGCGCACACUGCGUGCGUGAUCCCGCCUGUUUAUCCCGGGUACUCAAAGAGAGACGAGGUCCAGGUCUCCGGUAACAGCAGCGUCGUCACAAACACCAGCCCGGUAUACAACUCUACAUACAAUUCUACGACUAUGAUCGAGGACAAGCGGCUUCCGAUGCUAUUAAAUCUCCUCGCCCAGAGUGGUGGGAACAGCAGCAUUCCUCUCCUCUAA
Messenger RNA from Aspergillus pseudoviridinutans, 2691 nucleotides. RefSeq lists its product as uncharacterized. Bases 1 to 2691 code for a protein of 896 amino acids. The record is from RefSeq and is a predicted model, not a curated record. The transcript is spliced from 4 exons. Gene Ontology annotation, molecular function: phosphatidylcholine lysophospholipase A1 activity; protein binding. NCBI's taxonomy places the organism in Eukaryota, Fungi, Ascomycota, Eurotiomycetes, Eurotiales, Aspergillaceae.